UUAUUACAUUUCAAAGAGUGUAGAACAUUUUUUUUUCCUAGUAGAUUGAUUUCUGGGGAAAUAAACAGUCAAAUCAUUUAUGUUUUGACAUGUUUGGCAUCAUCAUAAGAAGUAGAUUACUGGAUGUGUUUCUAAUACACAAGUGCGGUAGGUGCAAAUCAACAAAACCACCCAAACUUAAUACAACAUUAAUGGCUGUUGUUUAAAGCUACUCUAAGGGCUCCUUUUUUCCCCCAAUUCAUACUAUUAGUAAAACUUGGCUGCUGUAAUUUCAAAUAUUUGUGUAUCUUGGGGCCCCGGAAAUUUGGCUUUUGUUGGGUCGAUCGUCUGAAGCACCGCUUCCCAGGCGUUCGAGGAUUCAAAAUCUCUGCGGUGACAUGACGUCGGCUUAAGAUUCCCUUGCGGCUGUCUGGUUCACAGGCAUGUAUAAGAACCAGUUGCAAGAAUUAGCUCAGAGAAGCUGCUUUAACUUGCCGUCAUACGCCUCUAUACGAGAGGGACCAGACCAUGCCCCUCGCUUCAAAUCCACUGUUAAUUUCAAUGGCGAAUUUUUCGAAAGCCCUAACUUCUGCACUACUCUCAGACAAGCAGAGCAUACUGCAGCUGAGGUUGCCCUUAAUGUUCUUUCCAAGAAAGGUCCCUCUAAAGUUCUGGCUGCAAGAGUUUUGGACGAAACUGGAGUUUACAAGAAUUUGCUUCAAGAGACUGCUCACAGAGCCGGGUUGAAGCUUCCAGUUUAUACUACUGUGCGAUCAGGACCGGGCCAUGUUCCUGUUUACUCUUGUACGGUGGAACUUGCUGGAAUGAAUUUUACAGGAGAACCAGCUAAAACCAAAAAGCAAGCGCAGAAAAAUGCAGCAAUGUCUGCUUGGUCUGCCUUGAAAAUAUUGUCAAAAUCGAGCUUUUCAUCCUCUUCCUCUCCAACACCAACAGAGUAUGCUGGCAACGAUGAACAAGAACAAGUAAUUGUUGCUCGUUACCUUGGUACUCUACAACCUCAAGAUGCAAACAAUUUGGGACAAAGAGACCGGCAAUUGCAAUGUCGUCCAGGUCCCGCGGUCCCGUAUCGAGGAGGCAGAUCAUUUCAUUCUUCAGAACCCCAAAAAUGGGCAUAUUCUCGAUUUUGGCCGGAAGUGCCAAUGUUACAUAUUUCUCCUCAGGAUAUGGCCUCCUGGCAGCUGAGCCACCAAUUGGCUCUUUCAUCUGCACCCUCCAUUUCCUCCAGACCUCAGAUUUUCCCAUUUUGUCAGUCUAUACCGCAGCCAGAUUACAGACCGUACUUAUUCGCACAAGAGCAAGAACCUGUCCCCAAUGUUCCAGGAAUUGGCUCACCUCUGUACUUCUCAAACUACGCUAUGCCUGUUCCAGUUAGAAACGAUUCAGGGGUUACCAUAGGAGAAACAGAAGAAAAGCCGCAAGUGGAAAAAGAGUUGCUUAAUGGUGAAGGAGAUUCUGAUUGUGGGAAGAGCAAUCUCCCAUCAAAUGUAUGCAUGCCUUCUUUAAUCGAAGUUAAGGGCGAAAGAAAGAAUGUCUCCUCAGCUCCAAACACCAGGAUUUUGGUUCACCCAGAAAGCAAUGAAAUUGAACAGGGUCACCGGAUCCCCCUUAAGCCCAUGGAAGCCAAAUUUAGACCCAGAGGACAAAAUGCAGAUGUGGCAAAGUUUAGGUCAACAAAUCCGCAUAUAUUGAAUUACUUGCAGUCUAAAUCUAUGCCUCAGGGUAUCCAUAAGACUGGUUCUCCGGGGGCAAUAAGAAGUUCUGUGCCAAAUUCAUUUGCACCUCCAGUGAUGGUCAGAGCAGCCAGUGCUAGCCCUUCUGGUAGUCUCAGACCGGAGAGUUCAAUCUCUCCAACACCUGCUCCACCAACAAGAAUUGUCAGUUCUAAAUGUUCCACAAGACCUUGGCUGCAAGAAACAAAGGGGAUGAGAGGCAUGGCUGUGGCGCAUACUAUGGCACCGGCAGUUCAUAUUCGCUCAGUAGUGCCAGUUUGUUCAGCUCCUCCCGCUAAGAGAAGCGCAAGGCCUAGCCAAGAGGUGCCCUAUCCUGAUGUUGAAAGGAUGAGAUCUGAAAAACAAAGGGAGGACAUAUGAGAAUAGCAACUGCUGAGAAAAUUGAAUUUAAAUGCUGUCAAUUACAGGGUAUUUAUCUAUAGAAAGGAAAAGGGAAUAAAUGAUUAUUGUAGCAGAAGAGUUCUUAUGAAAAAAUUGAGCUUCUGCUCAUUCUUUCAAACCAAACAACCGUUUCUGCCCUGACCAUGAAAGACCAACGUACAUUCUAUGCAUUGCACCAGAAAGAAAAGUUUAUUACUC
Messenger RNA from Tripterygium wilfordii, 2309 nucleotides. RefSeq names its product double-stranded RNA-binding protein 2-like. Bases 423 to 2090 code for a protein of 555 amino acids. The transcript has 4 exons. Gene Ontology annotation, molecular function: double-stranded RNA binding. NCBI's taxonomy places the organism in Eukaryota, Viridiplantae, Streptophyta, Magnoliopsida, Celastrales, Celastraceae. The record is from RefSeq and is a predicted model, not a curated record.